AUGGACUACUCGCUGCGCUGCAACUCCCUCAAGUGUCGCACGCAACUAGAGGGUCGUGCGGUGGUUACGACUUGCAGCCACGUCUUCUGUCUUCCCUGCUCCGAGUCACUCGCUCUCGCCAACGUCAACACCAACACCAGAGUCUGUCCCGCAUGUGAGACACAGUUGAGCAAUCCCGAUGACGCGGUUGUGACCACACUGAACCCUUCCGAGGACUACAAGACCAGUGUACUCAGUGGGCUGUCUCCUACGGUGAUUAUGGAGUGUGCUGGUCGCGCACUGUCGUUCUAUAGCUACCAGACUGCGCAAGAGAUUAUCUACCAAGAGUUUCUGGCCCGCAGUCUUACGGACAAAUAUGCGAAUCUCAGUACGCAGAUGGACAAGAUCAUCCACGAUGCGAAUUCAGAGAUUGUCAGCCUACGAGACAAGCUGUCUGGUCUGUCAAUGACUGCUACACACGUUGCAUAG
Messenger RNA from Recurvomyces mirabilis, 468 nucleotides. RefSeq lists its product as uncharacterized. Gene Ontology annotation, cellular component: synaptonemal complex. NCBI's taxonomy places the organism in Eukaryota, Fungi, Ascomycota, Dothideomycetes, Mycosphaerellales, Teratosphaeriaceae. The record is from RefSeq and is a predicted model, not a curated record. The transcript is spliced from 2 exons. Gene Ontology annotation, molecular function: ubiquitin protein ligase activity. Gene Ontology annotation, biological process: reciprocal meiotic recombination. Bases 1 to 468 code for a protein of 155 amino acids.